Lonchura striata (white-rumped munia) is the source of this 5250-nucleotide messenger RNA. It is a transcript of the gene CRYBG1, whose product is annotated as crystallin beta-gamma domain containing 1. NCBI's taxonomy places the organism in Eukaryota, Metazoa, Chordata, Aves, Passeriformes, Estrildidae. The record is from RefSeq and is a predicted model, not a curated record.
GAGAAACAAGUGAGAAAUGUAAGUGCCCUUUCUGAGGCACAGGAAUAUAAUUUCAGUGGGGAAGUUAGACCGCUGUAUCACGAUACGAUUUCAGAAUGGAGCAGUAGGGGAGUCUCUUCAGACAGCGAGUGGUCAGCAGAUUGGAGCGGCAGCAGUGAAACCAUUAAAAACUCUUUCUGUGAGAGCAGCCUGAAUGUGGAAACACUGGGGUUGGAGAAAGAAUCCGUCACAGAUAUAAAUAAUUCCACAACUCCAGAUUUCAUACAGAGCUUGAGAAAUCUGUCUAGUGAAGACUUAGAAAAGAGUAUCUUAAGUCACAAGCAGCUUGUGAACACGUGGGUGUCUGAGGAGCCUGGGCAUGCAAAACCAAAGGAUUUGCCAUACGAGUUGGAAUCUGCAGCGAGUGAACACGCAUGUUCUGCUAGAGUGUUAACUGUUGAUAUCUAUCUAAGAAAAACAGACGAACUCCUUAAUGAACCCGUGACUCUUAAAUCUGAAGAAAACUGUAGUGAUUUGGACACAAUGGAUAAAAAAACUGCUAGUAAAAGAUCUGGAAAACGGAGAAAGUCUCAGUCAUCUAGUGACAUUCCAAAUGGAGAGAGAAACCAGACUGAGAGUACUGCAAGAGAAGAAUCUGGUUUUGAGGAUGAUGCCCAUUCUGAGGUGUUUUCAGACAAGAUAAUAAACCCCGAACGAAAAGGUUCGGUAAGGUCUCUUCAACAGACUCCUGAAAGAAAUUCCUCUUCCUCAGGUAAUAAUCAGGACCUAAAAGUUGGAUCUGCUCACAAAGGGGCUUCUAAAGCUGAAGCUGACAAGGGCAAGCAGCAGAUCUCAAACACAAGCUCUGCAAGGAGAAGAUCAUACAAAAAGAAUCAGUCGGAUACUGUACCCAUUUCCCCUACUGGUUUGAAGGGUCAGGUGAAAGAUUACUCUUUAAAAAGGCAACCUUUAGCAUCUCCAGAGACUAACCCAGUAAUAAAAAGAACUUCAGUGGAAAAGGGAGCUAUACCUGUGGCUUUUGGGGAAGACAGUUUGGAGUCUCCCAAAGCUUCUUUGGCUGCUAAGACAGAAGACUUGGUGUUUGCUGAAGGCAGAAAUGAUACCAAGGCAGUAAAGAAUGGUAAUGGUCCAGAUGGAAGAGCUUUCUUGCAUGCUGAUGGGAUUAAAAAUGGAGACCUGUGUUUGUCAGCUGAGAGACAGACCAAUUCUGAUUUAGACACCUUGAAGCUGAAGAGUUUGGAUGCUUCCAGAACAGUCAUGACAAAGAUUAGCCUUCCAGCCAAACCGAAGAAUAUAGAGCUGAAUUUAAAAACACCUAUGAAUCAAGACAGUUUAGAAAGUGAGCAGGACACUCUUGAAAAACCAGUUAAUAAAACUAACAGCAACAUUGCCAACAAAAUUUCCUUGUUUGAAAACAAAUGUGCCAACCAGAGCCAAAGACCUACUGACAUCCUUGCUUCAAAAAAUAAUGCUGUACCAAGCACAUUUGUUGGCAGAGCAAAGCUGAAAUUUGGAAAACAAACUAAAGAAAAUGAGCAGCCUGAUAAAACAUUAAAUAAGCAAAGCAGUCGCCAGAAGUUAUUUGAGAAUGGCACACUGGAGAAAGAAGGCACUGCAGAGUUAAAAGGCAAAAAUGGAGAAAUCUUUACCUCUUAUGAGGAUAUUGGGAAGACAACAGAACUUAAAGUAAAAGCUGCUAUAUCCCUUUUUAACCAAAGCAGCAAAAGUGAUGCUGGUAGUGUCUCUGUGAAGCAACCAGAACCAGAAUUAACCACAGCAAAGAAAGAAAGUUCACCUUUUAAACUGCCUUUGCACUCACCUGUAAAAACUGAAAAUGCUCAAGAUCCUUUCUACCAAAGAAAUUACACAAGCUCAGAAUUCCAUAGAAAUGAAGAAAAGGUGCUGCCAAAUGCAGAGGCUGUAUCAACUUGCAGUGAUGAUAAAUAUCCUCUACCAUCUCAGGUUUCCAGAUCAGAAUUUAAGAAGAUGGAAAAUGGAGAUAAAAAGGUAAAGCCAGGAGAUUUGAACUUAGCAACACUCCAGUAUGAUGACAGCAAUCAAGACAGUGUAUUGGAAUCAGAGCACAACACCAAUACACAAAAGAGCCCAGGGAAAACCUGUAAUGGAUCUUCUGAAGAUGACAGCAUUUUUGAUUCCCCAUCUGACAUGAAGAAGUUUGCUGAAACAAUAAAAAAUUUAGACAGCUCAGUUUGUUUACCGCAGAAAAAGAAGAGGUCAAAGCUUCCCAAGUCUCCAGCACCACACUUUGCAAUGCCUCCCAUUCAUGAAGACAACUUAGAGAAAGUAUUUGAUCCUAGUGUAUUUACUUUUGGUUUGGGACUGAGGAGGGAAAAAACACAGGAUCUGUUACCAGCACAGCAAAUGAAAAUGCAAAGCUUGGAAACAAUAGCCAGAGUCAGGCCCAAACGUGCAUCAACGGAACAAAGUAUCAUAUUCAAAGCUCUGCAGUCAUGUAGAGAGGAACCUGCCUUUACUCAGGAAAUAAAUGGAAAAGAGAAUCUUGAUUGUACAGAUGGUGAAAUUAAGAGAUCACGGCUUGAAAAAAGCUCCCUCUUCUCAAGCUUGCUGUCUUCUAAAGAGAAGUUUUUUAGCACUUCUGUCACUUCAGUAAAUAACACAACAGGUUUUGCAACUGACUCCUCGGGGAUGCCUCCUUUACAACAGGAUGUUUCUGGGCCAUUCAUCAUGCCUCAAAAAUCUGAGUCUCUUUCAGAUAUGAAGUUUCCAAGUUUUGUGGAGAAGUACCUGCAAGCAGAUAGUGCAAAAAAAGAACUAAGUUUACAAAUGCCCAACUAUGGCAAUCCUGAGAAAGGUUUUUCGAGCUGGUUAGGAACAAGCAGAUACGAAUCAAAUGUCCCCCCUGGUUUAUUAGAUGUGGAUACACUUCCAAGAAAUGGACAAAAUAAAAUCAAUCCCAGACCUGGCAAGCUGGUGAUAUACUGUGACUCAGACUGUCAAAAAGCUGGCAUUGAAGUUUUCCAUGAUGUUCCAGAUUGCAGUUCUUGGGUUCUGUCACCAACAAUUUUAGUUAAAGUCAUCAGAGGAUGCUGGAUACUCUAUGAAAAAACAAAUUUUGAAGGCCCCUCUAUUCCAUUGGAAGAAGGAGAGUUGGAACUCACAGAUAUUUGGGGUGCAGGUGCUUCUGAAGAGCAAAGUGACUACAAUUCUCAAAAGCCUGCAGUGAUCGGUUCAAUAAGACAUGUUGUUAAGGAUUACAGGGUUUGCCGAAUUGAUUUGUAUACAGAGCCUGAAGGGUUAGGAAUCGUGACUUCCUUUUUUGAUGACACUGAAGAAACAGGGGUGUUUGGAAGCACUCAGAAGACUUGUUCUAUUAAAGUGCAUUGGGGCAUAUGGCUUCUUUAUGAAGAACCUGGUUUCCAGGGAGUCCCUCUAAUGUUGGAGCCUGGUGAAUAUCCUAAUUUAUUAUUCUGGGAGAAGAAAGAAGCCUACAUUAGGUCCAUGAGACCCUUGAAAAUGGGUGGUCGCAAAGUUGAAUUCAGUGGGGAGCCAAAGGUAAUUGUAUAUGAGAAGCCUUUCUUUGAAGGAAGACAUGUGGAAAUAGAAUCGGAGAUCUUUAUGCUUGAUGACAAGGAAUCAGAAGACAAGACAAGACUUCCACUUACAUCGGUGGGAUCCAUGAAAGUACUGGGAGGAGUUUGGGUUGCUUACGAGAAGCCUGGGUUUGAAGGCCAUCAGUACUUGCUAGAAGAAGGAGCAUAUCGGGAUUGGACAGACUGGGGUGGCUACGAUGAGGAGGUGCAGUCCCUGCGACCAAUUGUUGGUGACUUCACAAGCUCCCAUAUGAUAAUGUACAGUGAAAAAGACUUCGGACCAAAGGGUUCCAAUAUCAAUGUGUUAGGUAUCAUUUCCAAUUUGAAAGACACUGGAUAUGGGCUGAGGACACAGUCUAUAAAUGUGCUAAGUGGCGUAUGGGUGGCUUACGAGAAUCCUGAGUUUACAGGGGAGCAGUAUAUACUGGCUAAAGGGCUGUAUCCCAGCAUUGAGGCAUGGGGGGCAAAGAAUUGCAAAAUAUCUUCAGUUCAACCCAUUGUUAUGGAUAUUGUUGGAAGCGAAAGGGGUAAAGUCAAGGUCCAGUUAUUUUCAGAGCCUGAAUUCAAGGGCAACUGCCAAAUAUUUGAAAAAAACACAAGAUGUAUUGACUCAUUUGCUGUGAAGUCUUCAAAAAUUUUAGAUGGCAGCUGCAUAGUAUAUGACCAGGAGGAAUUCGCUGGUAACCAGUAUGUGUUGGAAGAAGGGAUCUAUCCUGAUCUGACAGCAAUGGGUUGUUCACCCCAAGCAGUUCUAAAAUCUUUACGGAUCAUAAAUAUUGAGCUGUCAGAGCCCUGCAUAGCUCUUUUUGAAAAGAUGGGUUUCCAAGGAAAGAAAAUCGAGUUCAAUACAGAAAUCUUAAAUCUUCAGUUCCUGGGAUACAAUCCUCGAAUAGCUUCAGUUCAAGUCCUUGGUGGCAUAUGGAUAAUUUAUGAACACAGUAAUUACAGGGGACGUCAGAUGUUAUUAACACCAAACGAAAUUGAAGAUUGGUAUAAAGCCAGUGGCCUUUGUCACAUAGGUUCUCUGAGACCUUUACUGCAGAAACGUGUAUACUUCAGGCUUCGAAACAAGGAAACAGGAAAAUUCAUGUCAGCUGAUGGCAACUUAGAUAAUCUGAAUCUUCUUAGAAUACAGGUUGCAGAAGAUACAGACUCAGAUGAUCAAAUCUGGGUUUAUCAGGAUGGAUUCAUAAAGUGUCGGAUGGCAGAGGAUUGCUGCUUGACAAUUGUUGGAAAUCUUAUAACUCCUGGCUCUAAACUCGGUCUGUCAUUUGAGCGGAAUGAAGACAAACAAUAUUGGCAUAUUAGUCCCGAUGGCAGAAUUUAUAGCAAGAUGAAACCCAAGCUGGUUUUAGAUAUCAAAGGAGGCACACAGUAUGACUGUGACCAUGUUGUUGUCAACACAGUCAGUGAAGAAAAGUUAACGCAGUGUUGGGAACCGCUGGUUGUAUAAACCCAGUGAAGCAAAGGUGAUGUUUGAAUUAGCCACUAUUCUGGACACUGGAAUUGGCACUGCCGUCUCUGAAGGAUACAGGAUCAAUGAUGAGAGUUUUGUCUUUUCUUCACAAUGUAAAAAAGAAUAAGAAACAGAAUGAUUUCACCUCCCUAUCCAAGAUUAUUUUCCCUAUAAAAGCUUGACUAUCUCAAAACCUUCCUUUUUUUUUUUCUUUUUUUUUUU